AUGCCAACUCUAUCAGAGGCAGCACCUACAUGGGUUGGCAGUUCAGACGAAUUGCGUAGCGCAGGGGGAAAGGGGUGCAAGCUCACCAACCAGCCUGGUGGUGCUACUGCUGCUGCUGCUGCUGCUGCAACCUAUGCCUACUUCAGCUGCACCGUCCAGCAGCACCAGAAGCAACAGUGGUGGGAACUUCAUUUCCACGAAUAUCGCUGUCACACGGGUGUCACUGGCGUGACAGAAGGCCAACUUGUGAUGAUGGGCAUGAAUCUCGUCAGUCUCAUCUUUGGCCCUGAAACCUUCACCACAUCGUUCGGCGACGUCGCCCCUUCUCUAUUUCUGAAGACGGCGCCGCAGUAUUUGUUGUCCUUGCCUAUUCAAGCCUUCUUAGCUUUUCCUUUUUAUUUGCUGCUCAUUGGAAUGCUUUUUGCUGACGUCGUCAACGGCAGCAGACUUGCAGCAAAACCAGCCAAAGCAGUCUCUCAGCUGCUGGGUUGUUUAGUUCAUGUAUUAAUGCAUAUUCCUCUCUACUCUUCUAGUAAGCACAUGGGUAUUAUACAGCAGCAGCAAGAGCAGCAGCAGCAACAGUCAUAG
This is a messenger RNA of Eimeria maxima, 588 nucleotides long. Its product is annotated as aminoalcoholphosphotransferase, putative. The coding region runs from base 1 to 588 and encodes 195 amino acids. NCBI's taxonomy places the organism in Eukaryota, Apicomplexa, Conoidasida, Eucoccidiorida, Eimeriidae. The record is from RefSeq and is a predicted model, not a curated record. The transcript is spliced from 6 exons.